AUGAUUUCCACAUCCGAUCCUAUUAUUGUCGUCGGCGCUACUGCUGGCCUCUCGGUAGCACUACAUCUUUCGCUACGCGGUUACACAAAUGUUUCGGUGUUUGCAAAGAAUGAUUCUAUCCCUUUCGGAGACUUGACAAAUGUCUAUCGCGCAGCACAAGAUGCAGGCGUACAAUUUUUCCUGGGACACCAUGUCGACCAAAUAGCCUACGUGAGCACAUUGACUGGGAAAAAGAAUGCCGGUAUCCGCACAAGGAAUGGGUUUUAUCCCUCCUCGCUCGUCAUCAUCGAGACCGGGGCUGGGGAUAAUUCAUCCGAAAUUGGCCACUUGCAUGCCCCCAACGCCUUGGCCAUCCCCCUUUCUUCCUAUACCAACGUCAACUCGAAUCUCCUCGUCGAAUAUGUACCACAGACUUCUUCUUCGGUAAUAUUACUGUCGAGAAACUCAUCACAAAGCUCCAAGAUGUCUUUGGUGGGACCCCUGGUCCUAGAUCUCUUGGCGACAACGAGUGGCCAACAAUCGGACAAUUCAUCUCAACCCUUGUCUAAGCUGUGA
Molecule: messenger RNA, 555 nt
Organism: Penicillium coprophilum
Lineage: Eukaryota; Fungi; Ascomycota; Eurotiomycetes; Eurotiales; Aspergillaceae
Product: FAD-dependent oxidoreductase
Exons: 2
Coding region: 1-555 (184 amino acids)
Source: RefSeq, a predicted model, not a curated record